This is a messenger RNA of Thermochaetoides thermophila DSM 1495, 2391 nucleotides long. RefSeq lists its product as uncharacterized. The record is from RefSeq and is a predicted model, not a curated record. The coding region runs from base 1 to 2391 and encodes 796 amino acids. Gene Ontology annotation, molecular function: actin binding. Gene Ontology annotation, biological process: actin cytoskeleton organization. Lineage: Eukaryota; Fungi; Ascomycota; Sordariomycetes; Sordariales; Chaetomiaceae. The transcript is spliced from 3 exons.
AUGGCGGCUCUAGUGCAAGGCUAUCCCCAGCAAUCGGGGACCGUAACUAUGCUUCAAACCAGGCCAUCUUCAGCCUCUGGCAUGCUACAGACGAUCCCUACCCAGCCCGCCAGCCAACACAGGCCGGCAGGCUCCCAGAGGCAAAAUGGCAUCCACGCGCUGCCUUCCUCGGCGUCGACCCCCGCCAUCCACCGCGGCCCCGGACCUAUCCAGCCUUAUGCAUUUACGACCACGCCCACCGCUCUUAAUCCACCAACACAGUGGCAGCAAGUUCGGGCACACCGCACAGGAUCUUCACCUGCUGUGCCCAAUAUCCAGGCUCUCGACCUUUCGCGCUCCAGGUAUGCCGCUAGCUCCUCUAUGACCAACCUGCCCAGCACCGUCAACAUUUCCUUGCAUACCAACAUUGGUUCCAGAGACGAUUCUACUAUCCCGGCCCGGCCAGCCACCUCUCCCCGUCCUGCCAAUCCAAACACCGCGACACAGUCAUCGACUCCAUCCGCAACGCCCCCUCGCCCUCUACCGGAGAGAUACAGGCGAUCAGCCUUGCGUCCAGACCCAUCUGUGCUGAGCCCAGCUACUUCGCCCGUUGCCGCGACGACCUCCGGCAACGUCAACGACGCCCCCAGCCUGACCCUUCCAGACCCAAACUCACUCUCGCUGCUUCGGCCCUCUCCUCCCCCUGGCAAGAACCGGCCAAACAGUUGCGUUGCGUCUGCUCGGUCUCCUGUGGACGAUUUUAGCGUCCCUCGCGGCCAGACCCAAGAGGAAAUCAAGAAGAUCCGCAGGCGCAGUUUGCCUGCAUUGGAUUCCGUGCAUUUGAUGCCGUACGACUUCGCUCAGUCAGGGGAAUCGCGCCGUCCACAAACUGCUGAUAACAACGAUAAUCGCGCCUCCCAUGCUGCCUCGCGUUUGAUAGCGGACCUAAAUGGCUAUGCUAUGGAGCUGGCACACUCUGACGUCCGCGCUUCUCGCCAAAGUGGAGAGAGCACUCAACCAUCUUCUGCCAGCCGCAAUGCCAGCCCCGUCCCCACCACCAAUAACCCCACUCCCACUUCCUCCCUUCCUCAUCAGCAGACUGCCAGCCACGGCGCCCACAGUCCAGUCAACAUCCCGCCGCGCAGUUCAUCGACCGAUGCCGCUAGCGCGAAGAAGACAGGCAAUCCUUCGCCCCUUUCCAAGCCGGUGACGAUGGAUGAGGCUACGGCGGGCACCAAUGCCGCCGACGCAUCCAGCUCUACACCUCAUACUGCGCCCUCGCCGAGUCGCAUCGAGAGUCUCGCAGUGAGAAAGCUGACGGACAUUAGCGAAAAAAGCGGCAAGCCUAGGAGCAAGACGUCACGACUUCGCCGUGCUUUCUCUUUUGGCAGCGCUGCAGAGUUCAGAAAGGCUGUGCAGGGCGCCGACGAAGAGAGCAAGUCUCACAAGGCUCGCAAGCAAGAUGGCACCGAGGACGAGGAGCAGGACCGCAUUGCUCAGCAGCAAGAAGCGGCUGGCAUCGGGAGCAAUAUCUAUGGCGGGAGGUUCUUUUCCGGGUCGACCGAUAAUCUCUCCAUCUCGUCCACGGCGUCGUCGGCUUCGAUUAUGAUUCGGAAGAUGGGCCGUGGCAUGAAGAAGGGAACUCGGUCUCUCGUUGGUCUCUUCCGCCCAAAGUCGCUUAUUGGCGACAAGGCAGGUGAAGCGAAGCAGAAGGAUCUUCCUCAGACUGCUGUGUCCAUGGUCACCGCAGAAGCCGAGGUUGAACGGGCCAUUGUGCAUCCUGAAACUCAACAACUCCGUGGAGCGCUCGACUUCUCCCGUACCGGGAGCAGUUCUGGUGAUACGAAUAAAUCACCUGGUGCUCCUGACUCCUACCGCCCUGCCAGCUCGGAGGUUGAUAACUCUUUUGCUACUCCCGAACCACCAGCUCGCAAGACAAUUGUCGGGGAUGCAAAGGAUCGAGCGGAAGUCCUGGCCUCUGUUACCCCCGUCCGUAAGGGCAUCUUGAAGAACCGGAAUGGUUCUUCAAGCUCUCCUCGCCCAUCUGAAACCAAGCCGUCUGAUUCGGAUUCUUCCAGCUCGAGCGCCCCGAGCACGCCCAGCGAGGACCAGCAGGGAGCAAAACGUGCUCAGACCAUUGCGGUCGGAAACGAGGACUACUUUGUGUCGGCCCUUCGUCUCCGCCAGGAAAAGGGCAACACUACGCCCGGGCAGCAGCCUAAGCGGUGCACGACGUUUAGUCCUCGCAUCGUGUUCUUCGAGACUUGGCCGAGUCAAGAGUAUGAUCGUCGCGGUGAUAUCGCGACGUGCAAUCGUCUUACUCCCAUGUUGGCUCAACAAAUCAAAGAAGAGCUUAACAACUUUAAGAUGGUUGGUAUCCUUAAUCCACCUGACGGAGAGAUAUGGUGCUAA